Sorghum bicolor (sorghum) is the source of this 1246-nucleotide messenger RNA. RefSeq names its product dihydroflavonol 4-reductase. Bases 68 to 1120 code for a protein of 350 amino acids. Gene Ontology annotation, molecular function: oxidoreductase activity, acting on the CH-OH group of donors, NAD or NADP as acceptor. The transcript has 4 exons. NCBI's taxonomy places the organism in Eukaryota, Viridiplantae, Streptophyta, Magnoliopsida, Poales, Poaceae. The record is from RefSeq and is a predicted model, not a curated record.
GGAGCACGUACGUAGCUCGAGAAGCAAGUCAUCAGCUCAGGCCGGCUUCUGCAAUAAAACGAAGGACAUGGGAGAGGUGGUGGCAACAUGGGAGGCAACGGAGGGAGGCGCGGGCGUGAAAGGGCCGGUGGUGGUCACCGGGGCGUCGGGAUUCCUCGGCUCCUGGCUCGUCAUGAAGCUUCUCCAGGCCGGCUACACCGUCCGGGCGACCGUGCGCGAUCCCGCGAACGUUGUGAAGACGAAGCCAUUGCUGGACCUUCCCGGAGCAACGGAGCGCCUGUCCCUAUGGAAAGCCGACCUGGCGGACGAAGGCAGCUUCGACGACGCCAUCAGGGGCUGCACCGGCGUCUUCCACGUCGCCACGCCCAUGGACUUCGAGUCCAAAGACCCUGAGAACGAGGUGAUCAAGCCGACGGUGGAAGGGAUGAUGAGCAUCAUGCGAGCCUGCAAGGAGGCCGGCACCGUGCGCCGCAUCGUCUUCACCUCCUCCGCCGGGACGGUCAACAUCGAGGAGCGGCAGCGGCCCGUCUACGACCAGGACAACUGGAGCGACGUCGAUUUCUGCCAACGCGUCAAGAUGACAGGAUGGAUGUACUUCGUGUCCAAAUCCCUGGCGGAGAAGGCGGCCAUGGCGUACGCGGCGGAGCACGGCCUGGACUUCAUCAGCAUCAUCCCGACGCUCGUGGUCGGCCCGUUCCUCAGCGCCGGCAUGCCGCCCAGCCUCAUCACCGCGCUGGCGCUCGUCACGGGGAACGAGGCACACUACUCGAUCCUGAAGCAGGUGCAGUUCGUCCACCUCGACGACCUCUGCGACGCCCAUCUCUUCCUCUUCGAGCACCCGGCCGCCGCCGGACGCUACGUCUGUUCCUCGCACGACGCCACCAUCCACGGCCUCGCCGCCAUGCUCAGGGAUAGGUACCCCGAGUACGACAUCCCGGAGAGGUUCCCCGGGAUUGAGGACGACCUCCAGCCCGUGCACUUCUCGUCCAAGAAGCUCCUAGACCAUGGCUUCACUUUCAAGUACACGGUGGAGGACAUGUUCGACGCCGCCAUCCGAAUGUGCCGGGAGAAGGGCCUCAUCCCCCUCGCCACGGCCGGAGGGGGGAGGGCUCUGCCUUAGUGCGCGCGACCUCCAGCCCGUGCACUUCUCGUCCAAGAAGCUCCUAGACCAUGGCUUCACUUUCAAGCUCAUAGUGUUCUCGUGUUGUUUUAUACCGAAAUAAAUGUUACUCCGCAUUUUAUUUCA